Molecule: messenger RNA, 813 nt
Organism: Erigeron canadensis
Lineage: Eukaryota; Viridiplantae; Streptophyta; Magnoliopsida; Asterales; Asteraceae
Product: stigma-specific STIG1-like protein 1
Exons: 1
Coding region: 1-813 (270 amino acids)
Source: RefSeq, a predicted model, not a curated record
AUGUCUCGAUUAGUGUGUUCUCAAAUCAAACUCCUGGUUCUUGUGCCAUUGCUUUUGUGCAUUGUGCAAGCAGAAACUGGUAACAAGAGCAACCGAACAUGGCUCAUUGGGUUGGACCAAAAUACCACAGAUGGGUCAGGAACCAUGGUGCCAUGGGUUAGGCGAGUUAGGAAACAAGCUGUUGGGUGCGAUGACAGGCCUUGGACUUGUAAUCAAGGUGGGUUUCCGUCUCCAGUUAGAAGGAGGUGUUGUAAUAAUCGUUGUGUUGAGGUAACCUCAGACGUGAACAACUGUGGAGUAUGUGGGAUUCGAUGUCCGUAUACGUGGCAGUGCUGCCGAGGGGUAUGCAUCGAUACUAGCUAUAAUCCAUUCAAUUGUGGAAAAUGUUUCAAUCGAUGCCCGUUCUUCACAUUUUGCACUUAUGGGAUGUGUGGAUACGCAGGAGGUCAACCUCCAUUCCCUCCCAGACCCCCAAAGCCGCCUAUCCCAUUCCCUCCCAGACCCCCAAAGCCGCCUAUCCCAUUCCCUCCCAGACCCCCGAAGCCGCCUACCCCAUUCCCUCCCAAACCCCCAAAACCACCAACUCCGUUUCCUCCCAAACCUCCAAAGCCUCCAAAGCCUCCCAGAGGACCAGAACAACCUGAGCCUCCACAAACUCAGCCAUUUCCAGAAGUUGGUCAGCCACCCCUGAUAGACGCUCUAUCGCCUGGUGAAUCACCUAUAUCUGAUGGUCAGACAUCAUUAGGAUCCGGUGAACCACAUUCAUCUGGUGACCACCCCCCACCAAAGCAUGAUCAACAUGUUUAUCUCUAG